Scophthalmus maximus (turbot) is the source of this 3173-nucleotide messenger RNA. RefSeq names its product TRIO and F-actin binding protein b (gene triobpb). The record is from RefSeq and is a predicted model, not a curated record. The transcript has 13 exons. Gene Ontology annotation, cellular component: actin cytoskeleton. Gene Ontology annotation, biological process: actin filament organization; positive regulation of substrate adhesion-dependent cell spreading. Lineage: Eukaryota; Metazoa; Chordata; Actinopteri; Pleuronectiformes; Scophthalmidae. Bases 547 to 2181 code for a protein of 544 amino acids. Gene Ontology annotation, molecular function: actin filament binding.
GGGGGACCCGCACGUCCACCCGGCCAGCCCCCUCGGAGGUCCUCGCACCCCAGUUUUGCAGCAGCUCGCGCCGUGUGGUUAAGUCCAGGCUUAUUUUCUCAAGCGCUCCUCGCGGACCCGCCCAGGAAGUGGCGGACAGGGGCUCAGAGAGAGAGAGAGAGACACACACACACACACACACACACCGCAGGUCACCGCCGCAGUGUUCGCUCCCUACGACUCGUCAGAAAGUUAGAGGAGCUUAUCGUUUUUAUCACAAGUCCAGCAGGUUUUAGUCGGAGGAAUGCGCUGUCCCCUUAAGCAGUCUGCCACGAGCGUCGGCGGCUCGCUCGAUUAGGCGAACGCGGGCACGAAUGGCGGGGUUAGCUUUAACUCCGUGCAGCGCCAGGCGCUCUGCUGCGAGGAAGUAACGAGUUCGCCUCGAGUUCGCGUGACGGAGCCGCGAGUUUCGAGAAGCAACGGGAGGUUUUUUGUUUUGUUUGCGGCAAGGUUACGGUACUUUUGCUCUUUUCUCUUCGUUUGACCCACUUUGGAUCCGGUGUCAUCAUGACGCCCGACCUCCUGAACUUCAAAAAGGGAUGGAUGUCAAAACUGGACGAUAGCGGAGAGUGGAAGAAGCAUUGGUUCGUUCUGACCGAUGCUGGACUGAAGUACUACAGAGACUCCAGCGCAGAGGAGAAAGAUGAUAUGGACGGGGAGAUUGACCUCAAAUCCUGUGUGAAGGUGUCUGAGUUCGAUGUGGAGAAGAACUAUGGCUUUCAGAUACAGACGAGGGAGGCCGCCUUCACGCUGUCCGCUAUGACGGCUGGGAUCAGACGCAACUGGAUAGAGGUUUUGAAGAAGUGCAUCCGGCCCAGCAGCUCUCCAGACCUCACACAAUUACCCGACAGCAGCAGUGACAAGGAAAACUCCCAUUCACGCUUUCUGCUGUCUUCCCGUCGCCAGUCAACGCGUCACAGCGACGCUCAGUCAGAAGCUCCGACCUCUGCCCCUCCCACUUACCGCAGGUUCGACUACGUUGAGCUGUCCCCUGUCCCCGCCUCCUCAAGCCCAUUUCCGGCCAAUCAGCGGGAAGCAGGAGAGGGGCAGGGGAGGGAGAGCCAAUGGCAUGAGGAGAGGAACACGAGCAGCCAAUGGGAGGCUUUGCUGUCCCGAAAGGGCACUGGCAGUGGAUCGAAUCAGAGGCUACGCAUGGAGGACGAGCUAGAGAAGAAGUGGGCGGAGUUUGAACGCUUGCCGUUGAAGGAGAUGAGCACUUUACCACCAGUGGGAUCACGGCUCUCCGGCCAGUCAGCCAAUGAGGCGCUGCAGAGGGAGGUGGCGUCACUGAGGCAGCAGCUGGAGGAACUACAACGGGGGGGAAAGGGAGGAGGCAGAGGAGGAGAUGUGCGGGGCGGCUGUGGCCCUGAGGCCCCCUGUGGCCGCAGCCUGGUCGCCAUGGAGCGUGCUCAUCGACAGGCGCUGGAGGAGCUGCAGAGGCAGCACGACCGCCAGACCAGGGAGCUGCAGGCAGAAAAGGACCGGCUGCUGCUGGAGGAGACCCAGGACACUGCACGAGUGAUGGAGGCGUUGAAGAAGAAACACAAAGAGGAGCUGGAGAGAGAGGCCGAGAACGUCAAGAGGCUGAGCAGCGGGGUGUUAGACUCACAGACUUUGCGAGCCCAGCAACAGGCAGAGACUCAGUCGUUGCAGAGGGAGCUGGCCGGACUCUCUGAGCGCUAUUCUCAGAAGUGUCUGGAGCUGAACCGAGCCGAGCAGAACAACGCUGAGCGAGAGAGGGAGAUCAGCCGCAAGGAAAGAGACAUGGAGCAGCUGAGGAAAGAGAACCAGGACUUAAAGGCCCGAUUGACGGAGGAGAUAGGCCGCACACGAUCCACCACCACGGAUCAGGGCUCAAAGGACAACAAAGACAGGACGCCCUGUGAGCUAGAGGUUCUUCUCCGGGUGAAAGAAAACGAGAUAGAUUACUUACACAAGGAGAAUAGCUGUCUGAGGAACGAACUGCAGUUUCUAAACACGGAGAAACGUCUGGCCUGCGAGCGAUAUACGGAGGUGCAUGAUGAGCUGAGUGGCAUGAAGGGCCGGAGCGAGCGGGAGAUCCACAGUCUAAAGGAGCACCUGAGGCUCGCCAUGGCUGCUCUGCAGGAGGGACAAAAACUGGGCAACAGCCUGGACCACUGAGAAGCUGCUGCUGUUACUGAUGCGCCGGAGGACACGGCAUUAGGUGUGUCCGCAGGUGACUGAAACAAAGAUGGACUCAGGAGAGGAGCAGAGGAGAUGACUGUUGGACGUGUACAGUUCCGGCUGUGUGGGGACCAUGAUAGUGCCUUAGUUUUCAAUCAUUCUGCCAACGAGCAGCAUAGAGUAGCUAUUAGCUGGUUUCAUUACACUGGGCCACAUGUGAUAUAUAAAACUGCACUUUUCAUUUUUUUUUUUUUUUUUAGAGCUUUUGCUUUUGUGAGUAAAAGCGCAUGCGAGUGCGCAUUAUGUCUUAAAACUGGAACAUUGUUUGAGUGACAUGUUUUAUUUUUUAUCUGAUAUUGUACAUAAAGAGGUCACGUCGUGUCAGCUCGUCGGAUACACUUCUCACUGCAUCUGCGUCUUCUCCCACAGAUACAGAAGAGCUGCUGUCACAUCACUUUUUUGAUGUACAGCUUCUGAUUCAUGUCUUCUGUGUGAAAACGGCACACGCUUCUUCCGAAAUGGGAGUUUAUCAUUUUGUGUAAUUAUUUUCUCGCUUGCAACAAUUGUGCUUGUGAAUAUGAAAUUCUGCAAAAACUGGGAUUAAUGCAGGACCAGACAGCAAACGUUUCUCAUUCCUGGCGAGCUGAAUUGGAAGCAUUAUCAGGAUCAACUUUCUUCGGGGUUGCUUGCGAAAAGCAUCCCCGAUGAAUGUCUUCCCGCAUCACAGAUGUCUUUAUUUUUAAACCAUGGCUGAAAAAGCUUUCCAGUCUCCCCUGAUCUUUGUUGGCAUUUAUGUGCCGCCACCACAACAAAUGACAGGUUUGCGUUGAUGAGCCAAUUUUUUUUAUUGACAGUAUGAAUUGUGAUAAAAACGACUUAUCUACCUGCCUUUUUUGAAAACUUUUUUCAUAUUUAAUUUACCGAAGAGCCUAUAUCGUCUUUGUAAAUUAUACACAUUUUUUCAAUCAAUAAAGAAAAGUUCAACCGAA